Molecule: messenger RNA, 1184 nt
Organism: Brassica rapa (field mustard)
Lineage: Eukaryota; Viridiplantae; Streptophyta; Magnoliopsida; Brassicales; Brassicaceae
Product: 40S ribosomal protein Sa-1
Biological process (GO): translation
Cellular component (GO): small ribosomal subunit; ribosome
Molecular function (GO): structural constituent of ribosome
Source: RefSeq, a predicted model, not a curated record
GUCGAGAUAUUAGCGUUGAAGUUUUAUAGACUCUUCCUCAGACUUAGACGCCGCUCGUGAUCUAAAAAGUUGCUUCCCGGAGAAGAGAAGAAGAGAGUAACAAAAAUGGCGACUAACGCACAGCUCUCCCAGAAGGAAUCUGACAUCAAAAUGAUGUGUGCCGCUGAGGUUCACCUCGGUACCAAAAACUGCAAUUACCAGAUGGAGCGUUACGUCUUCAAGCGUCGCAACGAUGGUAUAUAUAUAUUCAACCUUGGGAAAACAUGGGAGAAGUUGCAGAUGGCUGCUAGAGUCAUCGUUGCCAUUGAGAACCCACAAGACAUCAUUGUUCAAUCUGCUAGACCUUAUGGACAAAGAGCUGUGUUGAAGUUUGCUCAGUACACUGGUGCUAACGCCAUUGCUGGAAGACACACUCCUGGUACUUUCACCAAUCAGAUGCAGACUUCCUUCAGCGAGCCUAGGUUGCUCAUUCUCACAGACCCUAGGACUGACCAUCAGCCAAUCAAGGAAGGUGCUUUGGGAAACAUCCCAAUCAUUGCUUUCUGCGACACUGACUCUCCCAUGAGAUUUGUCGACAUUGGGAUCCCUGCUAACAACAAGGGAAAGCACAGCAUUGGUUGUCUUUUCUGGCUUCUUGCUCGCAUGGUCCUUCAGAUGCGUGGAACCAUCCGUCCUGCACAGAAGUGGGAUGUCAUGGUGGAUCUGUUCUUUUACAGGGAACCUGAGGAGGCUAAGCAACCUGAAGACGAAGAGGCUGCACCUCAGGCAGAUUUUGGACUCCCUGCACCUGAAUAUGGAGCUGCCGGUGGAGAAUGGACCACUGCUCAGAUUCCUGAUGCUUCAUGGACAGGAGAUGCUCAGCAGCCAAUCAGUGCUGCUCCUGCUGCUGCUUCUUGGAAUGAUGACAGUGCUGCAGAUGGAUGGGACACAGCUGUGCCACCCACAUCAGCAGUUCCAGCUGCUGGUUGGGAGUAAUUUUGUUGGUCCUGUUUGAGAUUCAAGAGUUUUAGCUUUUUGUUUUCUUCUCAAUUGUUUCUCUUUAAGACCUUUAGAUAUUAGUUUUGCGGCUUUACUUGUUGUUUUUAAUUGAAUUUCUACUAAAUUAUCUUUUCUCAUCUGUUAUUUUUUACCAAGAAUCUCUCUACCUCAUGUGUUUUUGAUCAUAAAACUUAGAAAUUGCGUAA